UAACAGCGGUGCGGGCUGCCUUUUCCGCCGCGGGUUAAUCAGCCAACCUGCCAGCCAGGGCUGGGAUCGGUCUUGCGGCUUCGCGGUCGCAGCGGCUCGGCGGUGGCAGAUCCGCGCUGCUCCCGCGGCCAGGAGAGCCGCGCCAGCGCCGGCCGGGCGUUCCUGCCUGCCUGGGCUCCGGGCGGAGCGGCGGCCGACGCCGCGAGGGUGUGCGGAGCUGGCUCGGCGGUUCUCGGCGGCGGCGGCGGCUGCUGCGAGUUGCGCUUGGUUCCACCAUGUGCUCUUCAGAUUCUAGCGAGUGCCGGUCCUCACAUUGCAGUCAUAUAAUAUUCUCUUAGUGCAAGAUACACGUUACAGGUUGUCCAGUGGAAGUGUGGCUGAUUCACUGGCCCAUUUGCAGAAGGAAUGGACACCCACAUGGACUUGCUGACAGAGCUCCAACUGUUGGAUAAGGUCCCCACACUAGAGAGGCUGCGGGCAGCUCAGAAGCGCAGGGCUCAGCAGCUAAAGAAGUGGGCACAGUAUGAGAAGGAGAUGCAGCACAAGAAGAGGAAACACGAGAAAAAGAGAAACGUGGUCAGCCGCAAGAAGGUUUCUUUUGAGGCCAGUGUUGCCCUUCUGGAAGCUUCAUUAAGGAAUGAUAUUGAAGAAGUCUGCUAUUUAUUGAACAACAAUUUCAGUCCGGACCUGUGCAAUGAAGAUGGAUUAACUGCACUGCAUCAGUGCUGCAUAGACAACUAUGAAGAGAUAGUUAAGCUGCUCCUGAACCAUGGAGCCAAUGUCAAUGCAAAGGACAAUGAAUUGUGGACUCCCCUGCAUGCGGCUGCAACCUGCGGACACAUCAACCUGGUGAAGGUCUUGAUUCAGCAUGGGGCAGAUCUACUGGCAGUGAAUGCAGAUGGCAACAUGCCAUAUGACCUCUGUGAAGAUGAACCAACCUUAGAUGUCAUUGAGACCUGCAUGGCAUACCAGGGAAUCACACAGGAGAAAAUCAAUGAGACUCGAGCUGCUCCAGAACAGACAAUGGUUGAUGAUAUCACAGAGAUGUUAGCAACAGGACAGGAUCUUAACAGAAUGGAUGCACAAGGUGCUACACUGUUACAUAUAGCUGCAGCUAACGGCUACCUGCAUGCAGCAGAGAUUCUUCUAGAUCAUGGAGCAAGACUGGACCUCAAGGACUGGGAUGGCUGGGAACCUCUCCAUGCUGCUGCCUUCUGGGGACACAUGCACAUGGCAGAGCUGUUAGUGUCCCAUGGGGCAAGUUUAAGUGCCCGAACAAUCAUGGAUGAGAUGCCAAUAGAUCUAUGUGAAGAAGAGGAGUUUAAAGUUCUGCUCUUAGAGCUGAAACAUAAGCAUGAUGUCAUUAUGAAGUCUCAGAUGAGACACAAGUCCUCUUUGAGCAGAAGAACUUCCAGCACUGGAAGCAGAGGGAAAGUGGUACGGAGGGCAAGCCUUUCUGACCGGACAAACCUUUACAGGAAGGAGUAUGAGAAGGAGGCAAUAAUUUGGCAGCAAAUAGAGUCUUCUGAAGAGCCAAGAACUUCUGACUACAAUGGUGACGUCCGGGAGGUUUGCUCCAACCAAGAGAACACAGAUCCAAACUCUACAGAAGAUGCAUCCCCAGUCAUUCCAGAACUGGUAACCAAAAGCACGCAAUGUGACUCAGAAACUCUGCUCCAGAACGGGCUAAGCUUAUCCUCCCCCACUUACCAGUACUCUAUCCCGAAUGGAGACAUUUGGACAAUGCAUUCUACUCUGGACAUUGAUGCAAGCCAACCAUUACCCUAUGAUACCCCCGAAGUCUCCGAUUCUCAUCAGAUCUGGGGUGGUUACAAAGAAAGGAGCCACCAAACCCUUUCUGAGCUGAAACGGCAACGGGCAGCAGCCAAGCUUCUCAAUCACCCUUUCAUCAGUACACACUUUGGUAGCAAUGUGGGAGGUACAGCAGAAAAAGGGGGAGAAGCUAAAGAGCAUUUGAUUAACUCCAGGACUCCCUCCUAUACAUCCAAUGGAACUUCCAUUUAUUACACAGUGUCAAGUGGUGAUCCACCUAUCUUGAAAUUCAAAGCUCCCAUGGAAGAAAUGGAGGAGAAAGUACAUGGGUGCUGUAGAAUUUCCUGAUUUAAAUCCAUUCUUAACUGAUGGAGAAAUCCAAGCUGGGCGGGCAUGUUGCAUCACUAACAAACCUUGGUUGUUACCACUGCUAAAUGGGAAAAUCUGGAUUGGUCAUAAUAAGGCCAGGCUCUACCUAAUUUAUUUAAGUACCUUACUUUGCUUUUGCAGUUUCAUUAAAAUCAAGGAAAUGUCAGUGGCAAAGAGAAGUCCAGGGAUAAAACUCCUUAUUGCAUACUUGCAUACUCAUAUUGUCCAUUAGAGUGAAAAGCCGUUAAACCCACUUGAUUACAAACCUCCUCUGAUAUAACAUUUCAAUUCCUAGGCUUUCCUGUGUUUUUGUGCUCUGGCAAAAUGGCACUUAGGGAACACAAAUCAUCUCAUACACAUCCUAGGUGUACCAAUAGCAAAGGGAUACUAUCGAGAUCCAACACUUUUACAAGCAAAGAAAUAGACUGUUAGAGGUUUUUGCACACAGAAGAUGUAUGCACUUUACUAUAACAGCCAGCCUGAAAGUGUAGCCUGUUAUGUGAUUACACAGUUGGGACUUAGUCAUUGCACUGCCAAUUACGACUCUUAACAGAGGUAGGUCCUCUGCAAAUUUCAACCGUUUUAAGGAUGGGUGGGAUAUCUGGCACUCCUUAGAGGAGUGAUACAGCUAAAAGGAAUCUGUGGUUCUUGUAUAACUUUCUCGUGAUAGUUCUUUUGCCUUGCACUUGUGCAUAUUUUGACAUACACUGUUGGGGAAAGGAUGUGCCCUUCCAUUAAUCUAAACAUUAUUUCCUACCACUUGGACUCUCAAAUCUUUGUGGUUGGCCGAUACUACUAUGCCUAAAGGGUUGGCUGAAGUUUGUGGCCAGUUUGUUUGGUACAAAUUUCUCUAAUCGACUGUGAUUUCCAUAUUGUACUCUGACCUAUUCCACUUAAUGCUUUUUAAAAAAAAAUACUUCCUCCCAGGCUUGAAAAGCAGCUAACUUAAUACAUUUAGGUAGUACAACACAUUCUGGAAUGGCACAGGCCUACCACUACACACUUCAUCCCCAUGUGAGCUUGUCCCCAUCAAAAUGUGUAAGUACACCUACCCCAUGCUGUGCUGUCAUGACCUUGUGCAUUGCCCCAACCCACUCAACACCUUUGGUUGCUCCAGCUGGAAAUGAGGAAGUAUCCCAUGUCAUGCCAUUGUUUCAAGUGUUACUGUAUGUUAUGAUAUAAAGGUCUCCUGUCUUGUAUACCAUGUAGUUCUGCCCACCUUGAGGGAGUUCUUCACAUUGGCAAUAGCCAUCACCUAGCAAUAAUCUAGAAUACUGUGGUGAGCAACACAAGAGCCAAGGGCUAGAAGCACAUCCCUAAGCCACAAAUGAGUGUGUGCACUUGCGUUACAAUAGAGUCUGUUUGCACAUUACUUCUUAGUUUGAGGAGGAUAAUGGUUGCCAGAGAAGGUCUCUAGCAUCUCUUCUUGGCUUGGCAUGUCAUCAACCAGUUAAGCUUCCAAAAAUAGCCAUUUUUGGGAGAAGUAGUGACUUCUGAAAUGCUUCUUAGAUUCUAUGUUGUGCUGCCUCAUCUCAAAAGGUUAUACUUGGAAUACUUUCUCCAGCAACCGAAAGGCCAUGUCACUGCAGCAUCCAAUUUGAGCGAAAGACUAGCCUUUUCUUAAUAGCAAAAGCUAUAUACAAUAACAGCACAACUAUCUAAGGCACAUCCCAGCCUGUAUACAACUUGAAGCAACCAUGGGCUGUUUAAAAGCUCUCUAUUGGCCCAGGCCACAAAGUGGAGUGAAAAUAUGUAGCCAGUUCAGCUGUUGCAGUUUUAACAAGCACAUUCUGUGGGGCCACACUGCCUGCCUGCUAAACGUGUAUGAAGCAGCCCUCAGUAUUGAGAGAGAACAGUAGAAAGAACGGCUUGACGAGGGUGUACGAUUGACACGAUGGCUUCAGCAGGGACACUCCCGCAUCUUAUUUUAAGUGAUAGUGCUGGGAAAGUACCUCUGAGGCUUGAAACUAGUACUAAGAAAUAGGAAUGGCAUAGUCAAAAAUCUGUAUCUCCAGUUCAUUUUGUACUUCCAAAUGCUGCUUCUAGCACAAUUAUCCCUGUUGGUCAGACUGUUCUUUGUUUAUCCUGGCAGUGUAACUUAAAUCUCAAAUUUUGGAAGAAGUUGCCUAAAAGAUGCAGAAGCAUUGGAUAGUUCUGCAGUGGAGGUGCCUUCUACUGGAAUUUCCCUCUUUUGCCUGAACUGGUCUGAUAAAUGAUUUCUUCAGCUGAACUAUACUUUAAAAGAUUUUGAUCAUGCCCCUCGAUUAAAUGUGUCUGGUUUUACACAAUGUAUUUAAUUUUUUAAGUAUCACUAGUACAAUACUGAAUAGGAGCCAUGUACCCUAUAGCCAAACAGGCAGCACAGUUUCUUGUCCACAAUCAGUUUCAAAUGCACAUUUCUCUUUUUAAGUUCCUGAAUUGUCCACAGUUCACUGUGAUCUAGGCCAUCUUCAGUCUUUUUAGGCAUAGGGCUCACCUUUAACUUCAACAAGCAAUAAAAGACUCAUUAUUUCAUCCAUAUGUCCCUCUUUCACCAUCAGAUGCUUUGCCUGUCCCCCAGGGAUGUGUCAUCCAUCUUUGGCCUACUAGCAGGGCAGAAGGGGGGGAAAAUAAAAGAAGGUAUGCUCCCUGCUCAGCACCUUGUAUGGAGCUUAGCAUUGCCUGCUCUGUGGGACCUCAGUUUUUCAGGGGAAGAGCUUUUAAUGGUCCAUUUUUCUGCUCCCACUUCUUUUCUAGUUUCUCUCUGGGCAUUCCUAGAGCAGGGAGUUUGAAUAGCCUCUGGAAAGUUUCACUGCAUCUUCACAUGAGACAUCUUGCCCCCUUUUGCCACAACAAAAGGGCUGAGCUCCCAUAUAACUAACUCCUUCCUCUGCUCUCCCUCACUUCUCUUUGCUUGAUUAAUUCAUUGGCCACCUUUUCAACAAUGUGUCAUGAGCUAGUCCUUUCCCUCCUUCCUUUGGGUUCCAGAAACUCAAGACAAUCUUUUGAAAUGCAGCUAUUUUAUUGUAACUCCACAGCUGACAGAACAGUCUACUCUAAAUAGCCUUUAAUCAACACUGGAAGGAGAAGCCUCUGCUCAUGUAAAAAGUUGAAUCCAAAGUAGAGCAUGGCAGUCCCACCUUUUCAUUAUGGCUGUUGGGUCUUGCCUUUGAAAUGCUAGAUGGUGAGAUCAAACAAGCCCUUCCAGAUGAACAGCUCAUCUUCCCGAACACCUCCUACUGGGACAAGGACUAGUUUUCCAUAUGCUCCCCAUCUCCUCCUGAAAACCCUUCCAUCUCUUCCAAACAGAUUGACUCUCACACUCGGUGUGAGAAACCUCUCUAAGAAACCUUGGAGGAGCUUCAAAGAGUUCAGCAUCACCUGUUCCUGCUCCUGUUCAAAACCUGACAAUGACUCCCAGUGCUUAGCCUACAACGAGUGAGAGACUGGCCCAUUCUUUACAUAGUGUACAUUAGGCAUAAGAAAAAUUCACCAGUUUCUAUCAUCACAGUAUCCCCACCAACAGUUGUAAGUGUUACAAAGCACAUUACACUCAAAAAAAAUCUUAAACGGUAAAACUAAAAGCUUGCAGAUGAUCCCACAAAAGCCAUUAAAAUGUGUGUGUUUUUUAAAGUGCUCAAAAAACCCUAAAUAAAAGGCCCUAAUGAACCUUUCCGAAUAGGUUUUUCCAAAGAGAGGUCUUCUGUCAUUUCACCUAACUAGGCAUGGGUACAGGGAAUUUCUGUUCUGGAGUUGGUGGGAUUGUCAUUUACAUCAAAUUAGUUCCCAGGACACUAAACAUGUACAGUACCAGAAAAUAGUUGGUUUAACAUUCAGUUUCCUUUUUUAUUACCCUCUCUCCUCUCUUCUUUCUGCUCAUUAAAAUACAAAAUGUGAAUAUUAGACUAUCACUGGUGCCACACACCUCAAAUCAGUACUCAGUCUGUUUAUGUGUCCAACUGAGUAGUUGAAAACCAGUGAUGAUGAAAAAUAUGAUUGCAUGAAGACCAGAGAAGUCCAUCUUGGAUGUAAAUAUUUCUAGUUUCUGCCCCUUACAUCACAGAAACAUAAUGUGAACUGGAGAUUCAACAAACUGAAGAAUAUUUACCCUUGCUUAAGGAGAGAAUGGCAAGCAUCUAGUGUAGUUUCCCUGCCAGGUACGAAACUGAACAUGUGGCAGAAAGCUAGAGACACUCUACUUCACAUGGCAGCUAAACUGCUGGGUGGGUAUAUGCUGGAAACUCUUCAGCUUGCAUGCUGUGCAGUGUCCCUUAGUGAUUCAUAUACGGGUUGCACUCCUUUUUGCACUUCCUUGGGAGUCAGUGCUAUAGUAAGAGUAGCUUCCAAGUAAGCGUGCAUAAGAUUUCAUUGUAACAGUGUGAACCUAUGCAUGUUUACUGAGAUAUCCCUCUAUGCUCCAUAGAACUUAUUCACUAAGAGGUGACUGAAGGAUUGCUGUCUGUCAUUUAUUAAUCCUAAUCCUAACACUUACUUUGAAUCUGUUACUUCUAUUGAUAUAAAUGUUUGCAAAUCAGUUGAGCCAAAUCACUAGGCAGGUGUAUUUUCUGUUCAAAUGAACAGGGUAGAAGCUUUCGGUGCCCGAUCUCCUCUAAGAGUCUAAAUGUCAAGCAUCAUGAAAAGGAAGUUGCUAUUUCAUCUAGUGACAUAGUCAUACUAUUUAUCCAGUCUGGUUUUAAACUGGGAUCAACUGCUGUGCUCAUGCAAAGAAUACUGGGAAAGUGCAGUUCUCUUGGGGUGAUAUUUGACUGCUGAAACCACUGCUUGCAAUUCCAAGAGGACCAAGGAUUGCAAGAAAUGAUCAUAACAUUUAAACCAGUUUAUUCCUAGUGUAGCUUGUCCAAUAAAUGUGAUACCUGACCCUUGUUUUGAAGGUGCCCUGAUGAUUAUAACAACUCUGUAUUUGCACAGGCAUAAGGUAUUGCCUCUCUGUUACCAAACUGACAUAAGCAGUAAGUGGAUAGUUUUUAAAGGAGGGUUAUGCUGUUUCCUUUGCCUAUUGAAUUUGACCCUGCAUUUUAAUAAAUUGGGUGUGUUUAUUAUGCAGGUAAGCCUGUCCUGCCCCCAGCUGGAGAGUAAGGGACAUUACACUUCAUUCUUUGUCAGACAUUUUUGCAGGAUCUGUGACCAAAAAUAAUUUUGGAAAUUUAUGAAGGCAUUUUUUUUCCUACAGGAUUUGUGCCACUGCACCAGUGGUAUCAUGUCCAUAUUUUCUACACAUGAGUUCAGUAGAUGCUCAGGAAUCUUUGCAUAGAGCUGUAGGAAGAAACAAGAUUAUAUUCACAUGUGUUGUGUAAUCCUUUUUAGAAAUGAAAAUGCUGACAUUAAAAAAGAGAGUUGUUGUACACUGACUUACCAACAUGCUAUGCAUUCUCUCUGCAUUUUCUUCCAACACUUUUCAUUACUGGAGAAACCAAAUUUCAUAGUUCAUAUAUAUCCAAGGUGAGAAUGUCAUGCUUUUGCCAACAACUGUAGCAGGCUUAUUCCAGCAACUAUUCCUUUAUUGAAAAGAUAGCAGUACAUAUAAGCACACUUGAAAUUUAUUACAGGUGAAAAGCAUACAUGAGUUUCAUAAUGGAGAUUGGAAAUGGUUGACUUGUAUCAUCCUCAAGGACUUCUUCAGAUGCAUGAAUGCUCUUGUGAAGCUGAGUAAUUUUCUUAGAAUCAGAUCAGAUUGUUUGUGAAGCCACCUGACCUAUCAUACAAGCUGGUAAUACAGCUAAAUUUUAGUUUUGCAUGCAUAUGGGAUUCAGAGUGCACACAUUCUUACUAGAAUGUAAACUUUGCUUGCACUACUGAGCCAAAGGCCUACCUUGCAGAAAGUAACAGGUAUGUAAGCUAUUUAUGAAAAGAGGAGAAAACUUUGUAAUGGGAGUGUCCUUGUAGGUGCCACGAAGUACUCCCAGUGGGCACCAGAGUUCUAUGGCCUUAAUCCAGCUCUAGCCACACACAACAUCUAGUGGCUUUGGAUAUUGAAUUCCAUCCACAUCAGAGACUUAUCUAACUCUGGGUGAGUCUCAGGUGAGCUUCAUGAUGCUGCCACAUCGAUUCAUCCAUGGGGUUUUCUUUGCUGGAUUGCAGUGCAUGUUUGAAGAGAGUUAAACAUCUUCCCAUCUUGUUUAAGGGUUUUGGCAAUUUUACAGAUCUAUUGAGUAGCUUUCAAUCUUAUACAUAUAAGUGUUCUGCUUGGUGUUUGGCAAGAAUUUAGUUAACGCUUCAUGUCUCCAGGUUGCUUUUGGGACUUGGAAAAGACAAAAGAUUACUAUGGGUUAUUCUUAUAGUGCAGCAUUGAGCCAUCUUAUUAUUCUCUUUCUCCAUGGUUUUGAGCUUUGCAAUUAAACUGUCAAAAAUCCCAGUUUUAGGGAAAACAGACAGUGUGUAUAAUAGCAUCUUUACUGUGGAAAACUGCUGCUUCUUGAUGAAAGGGAGUUUUGAACAAGGUGUUCAAUUAUGUUAGAGAGUUACAAUGUCCAACAGAUUUUUCCUGGUUCUGCAAAAGACCAGCAGAAGAUGCUUUGACUAUAUCUGCUGUAACAAAUGUAGGCCUCUUUUAAUUCAUCUAGGUUUAAUUUCCAUAAUUAUUGAUGGGAAUGAAGGUAUAUCUAUUCCCCUGUGUAUUACACAAAAUAAGACAUGUGUUGUCAUUCUCAAGCUUUUCUGGUUAGUAUUAAUGAGAUUAUUCUAUCGGAAAAUGAUUUGACAAUUCUCCAUUGAACCCAUCAUUUAGAGAAUUAAACUGGCCUUCUGGUCAAGGGAAAUAUGUAAAAUGUUAUUCCUGGAGAAUUGUACCCCUUCAGGAUAGCAGCACAGAUAUGGCCUUAGUUAAAUUUUAAAUUCUAGAAAGAAACUGAUGUCAGUAAGGCCUAUCACUGUACAGGGAAGGUAAGCUAUAUUAAGAAAAUGUCAACAAUUUGUUCAGCCCUUUGCAAUAACUUGACUCUGUGGAUCUUUAUGUAUGAUAUGAAUAAAUGACUUUACUGUGGGGAAUGAAGAACACCCACCUGUAUAUUAAUAUUAGCAGCACUGUAUAUAAAGAUGUCAUUUUGGCUCCCAGAAUCUAAUAUAUUAAACUUUUAAAAGCAGGUUUAUUUGAUAUUUUUAUGGAAUAUUGAUAUAUGUAUGAAAAGAUGGUGGCUUUUUAAACUGUUGAAACAAUACAAUCUCAAACUGACUGAGAGUCUGAUGGCAAAAGAAUAUGUGUGACAGUAUUAGUUUCUGUCUUUGGUUAACAGAACAAUUUUUAAUUUAAACUAUUAAAUUUCUUUUAUUAAGAUA
This is a messenger RNA of Varanus komodoensis (Komodo dragon), 9414 nucleotides long. It is a transcript of the gene PPP1R16B, whose product is annotated as protein phosphatase 1 regulatory subunit 16B. Gene Ontology annotation, cellular component: cytoplasm. The record is from RefSeq and is a predicted model, not a curated record. Lineage: Eukaryota; Metazoa; Chordata; Lepidosauria; Squamata; Varanidae. Bases 406 to 2121 code for a protein of 571 amino acids. Gene Ontology annotation, molecular function: protein phosphatase regulator activity; protein binding; enzyme inhibitor activity. Gene Ontology annotation, biological process: establishment of endothelial barrier; regulation of sprouting angiogenesis. The transcript is spliced from 11 exons.